Messenger RNA from Aedes aegypti (yellow fever mosquito), 2627 nucleotides. It is a transcript of the gene Hinfp, whose product is annotated as histone H4 transcription factor. The record is from RefSeq and is a predicted model, not a curated record. Gene Ontology annotation, molecular function: RNA polymerase II transcription regulatory region sequence-specific DNA binding; DNA-binding transcription factor activity, RNA polymerase II-specific. Bases 139 to 2151 code for a protein of 670 amino acids. Gene Ontology annotation, biological process: regulation of transcription by RNA polymerase II. NCBI's taxonomy places the organism in Eukaryota, Metazoa, Arthropoda, Insecta, Diptera, Culicidae. The transcript is spliced from 7 exons. Gene Ontology annotation, cellular component: nucleus.
UUCAUUGGUUGGGGAUUUGUUUACAGUCCAACAGCGUUCGUUCGGUUACUGAAUUUUUGGUCCCGAAAACGGUUGUAAUUUUUAGUGCAAAUAGUUGACACCUUUAUCUAGGUCACCUAAUUGCGUGGAUGGAAAGCCAUGGGACGGAAACGGAAAUCGGAGGCUCCGAUGAAGAUUCGUCCCCUGAAGCAAGCCAAACAAGAAGAAUCUCACGAUGGAUCGUCUCCGUUGAAAGUUGAGCCGAAAGCAAUAGAUCCUGAUGCAAGUACCCCGGAAGAAGUGUCCAAUCGCUCCGAUACGAGCAGAAAACCGUGGAUUGAUAAGUGCCAACAGUGGGUAGCGGAACAGAGUGAACAAGUGGCUGAGCCACCGCCACUUGAACCCGUAGAAGACGAUGAACCGCCUUUGGAGGAUCCGGUGGAACUGGCACUGGAAGCUUCUACGCCACUUCGAAAGAAGCUCAAGUAUUACAACGAGAAGCAAAUUUUGAACUCGGUCAUGUAUGAAUGCGAGUGGCUCAAAUGUGGAUUCGAGACAACCGACGACAUUGCUUACAUCACCCACGUUGAGGCGCACGCGUACCAAUAUCUGGCGAAACCGGAGGACGGAGAAGAUCUAGUUUGUUUCUGGGAUGUGUGCGAUUUCCGGACCAAGGAUCGGCGCGACCUGGAGAGCCAUGUGCACUUUCACGUGUACCACAAUCGACUGAAAACGUACGGCGCUAGCCUCGGUAGAUUAAUUAGCAUUCCAAGAUGCAACGGCGACAGUCGCCGGAGGAAUUGCAUCGAAAAUUUCAAAACCAAAUUCACCUGCGAGUGGUCCGAAUGCGGGGAACAAUUUAUCAAAGCUCAGCAAUUUUUCGCUCACGUGAACUACCACGUGCAGGAUCAGUUUCCGCUGGGUAAAAAAUCGACCAAACAAGAACUACAGUGUCAAUGGGCCGGUUGCACACAGACCUAUAAACGGUGCAGUUUGGCACUGGAACAUGUCCGGAGACACUCAACGGAACGAAGCAUCGGAUGUUACACGUGUGGGGCGAUAUUUGGAUCACGAUUGAAGUACAUCGAUCACUGCAAGCGCCAAGUGGAUUAUCAUAAUCGAGAAUUUGGCUGUCCGGAUUGUGGCAAGCUGUUUGCUUCGAUGCAAUUGAUGAUUGAUCAUCGGAACAUUCACAACAAAAAGUUCGAAUGUCCGCUCUGUCCGAUGAAGUGGCCCUCGAGAAAGGCAUUGACCUGUCAUAUACGAUACCGGCAUGUGGAGGAUAAACCGUACCAGUGUAAAAUAUGUAACCAUCGCACCGUUACUAAAUCAGAUCUGGACGAACACGUGCUAACUCAUGAUGAGAGGCGAAUGUUCCGCUGCGAGGAGUUCGGCUGUGACGCCACUUACAAAUGUCAGAGGUCAUUGAAAAAGCACGUCGAUGCUGUCCACUAUGGUGCUGGUCCAGGUAUUUACGCAUGUCAUCUAUGUCCCAGUCAGUACAAAGCCGGUGCUACUCUUUCAAGGCAUCUGAUACGGGAGCAUGAGUUCAAACGACCGCCUGGUUAUAACCGAUUCACUUAUCGCGCAAAUGAACACGGAAUUCUGCAAUUAUCCACGUCGACUCCUGACGACGUGAAGGAUUCCAUACCUGAGGUCGAUUCGAAACAGCCGAAAGUAUCAUCUGAAUCCACUAAACGCAAAAUUAAAAGAGACGAAGACGAUAAUGAUGAUAAGGAAGAAGCUAGUAGAUCCCAACCAGCAACAUUCACCAGCUUCGCCAUCGAAAAAAUGGAACCCAUCAGUAAGGAUACCAUUUCGAUCGAGCUACAACCGGCGGAGGAACUUCCCAAGCCGGUCUACCGAAGACGAGCCUGCACCGUUACAACCACAGGACUGGACUCGGAGCAUACGAACGAUUGGGAGACAGCCUCGGAGAGCAUGAUACCAUUGACCAUGAAGUGCGAAGUAGAGGAAGCGACAACGUCUUCAGUCGUGUCGAAGAAUAUCGACGACUUCACGGUUAUGAAGCGCUACUUGAAGACGGAAAAGUCGGAAAAACAGGUUGUAAUUUCCUACGAAGAAAUGGACUCCACGGGUAGCGUGAUUCGAAGCGAAACGGUGCAAACUACAGAGUUGAAUUUGGAGAAUCUACUCAAAAAAGACUUGUAGUGGGAUGGGUUUAGUAAUUUUACUAGGGAAAGGCAGUGCAAAAUCGACCAUCAAUAGUUUUAUACGUUAGUAUGCAAACUUGUAUGUUGUUAAAUGAGAAACUAAUGACAGCUAAACUAAACACUGCCAAGAUGGAAUUAGACACACAUAUUUUAAUGAAACUUGAGUUUUCAAAUAACUCAUCAAGGAGAUGCUGAUGAAACAAAUUUUGGUUUCAUUUUACCAGAGUUAUAAGUUAUGUCCUGUAAUCAAAUACGUAACAGUCGAUAUAACGUUUUAGAUUAAAAUAAUUUUGAAUUAGUGAUUAGAAUCUUCGCAAAACAAAUUGCAAACUUUCUAAUGUUUUCAUCGCGUUCCGUUAUAACUUACUUUUUAGCUAGCUUCACUAGUCCAUCCUUUAGGUAACCCAUUUUACCACGCCUUUCCCUAAUUAUUAUUUUUUUUUUAAAUAAAGUGGUUCUCAUUUGUUAAGGAAA